AUGAAGUUCGCCUCUGUCCUGACUGUGCUCGGGGCCUUGUCGGUUUCCGCCGUCCAGGUGAAUCCACUUCCCGCCCCCCGUAACAUCACCUGGGGUUCCUCCGGUCCAAUCCAAGUCAACCACUUGAAUUUGAACGCCCAUCACUCCUCUGUGGUCUCUCAAGCUUGGGAGCGAGCAUGGGAGACUAUCACCACCCUGCAAUGGGUCCCCGCCGCUGUCGAGGCCCCGAUUCCCUCCUACCCAGCCUUCCCUUCGACCCCUGUCUCCAAGGCCAAACGCGCGCCCUCCGCGGUCCACAACGUCAAUGUCCAUGUGGUGGACAGCGAUGCCGAUCUCCAACACGGCGUGGAUGAAUCCUAUACACUGGUGGUGGCCAAGGGCGGCAUCCAGAUCAAUGCGCAGACGGUAUGGGGUGUGUUGCACGCGUUCACCACCCUGCAGCAAAUUGUCAUCUCAGAUGGCAAGGGCGGCUUGAUCAUUGAACAGCCGGUCGAGAUCAAGGAUGCCCCGCUGUACCCCUACCGUGGCAUCAUGGUAGACACCGGUCGCAACUUCAUCACCGUUCGCAAGAUCUUCGAGCAGAUCGACGGUAUGGCCCUGUCCAAGCUUAAUGUCCUUCACUGGCACUUGGACGAUGCGCAGUCAUGGCCCAUGCAGAUGAGCUCCUACCCCGAGAUGACCAAAGAUGCCUACUCGACUCGCGAAAUCUACACCGAGAAAGACAUCCGCCGCGUGAUUGCCUACGCCCGCGCCCGAGGUGUCCGUGUCAUCCCCGAGGUCGACAUGCCCGGCCACUCUGCUUCAGGCUGGCAGCAGGUCGACCCGGAGAUCGUGGCGUGUGCCAACAGCUGGUGGUCGAAUGAUGUGUGGGCGGAGCACACCGCGGUCGAGCCGAACCCUGGCCAGCUCGAUAUCAUCUAUCCCAAGACCUACGAAGUGGUCAAGAAUGUGUACCACGAAUUGUCGCGUAUCUUCGACGACAACUUCUUCCACGUUGGUGCUGAUGAGAUCCAGCCUAACUGCUACAACUUCAGCACUCACAUCACCAAGUGGUUUGCCGAGGAUCCUUCGCGCACCUACAGGGACCUUACCCAGUACUGGGUCGACCACUCCAUGCCUAUCUUCCGUAGUGUCGGUGAGCACCGUCGCCUCAUGAUGUGGGAGGACAUUUUCCUCGCGACCGAGAGCGCGCACAACGUGUCCAAAGACAUCGUCAUGCAGACUUGGAACAACGGCAUUGACAAUAUCAAGAAGCUCACCUCGGCCGGCUACGACGUGGUCGUCUCGUCCUCCGAUUUCCUCUACCUCGACUGCGGCCACGGCGGCGCUAUCACCAACGACCCCCGUUACAACGAGCAGAGCAACACUGACGGCGGCGUGACCUUCAACUACGGCGGCGCCGGUGGCUCCUGGUGCGCCCCCUACAAGACCUGGCAGCGUAUCUACGACUACGAUUUCCUCACGAACCUCACUGCCACCGAAGCGAAGCACGUUAUCGGUGCCGAGGCUCCUUUGUGGUCGGAGCAAAUCGACGAUGUGACCAUCUCCAGCGGGUUCUGGCCUCGCGCCGCUGCUCUUGGUGAGCUCGUCUGGUCUGGUAAUCGUGACGCAGCGGGCAAAAAGCGCACCACCAACCUUACCCAGCGUCUGCUGAACUUCCGUGAAUACCUGGUUGCCAACGGUGUGAUGGCUACUGCUCUUGUGCCGAAGUAUUGUCUGCAGCACCCUCAUGCUUGCGACUUUUAUAAGAACCAGACUAUAAUCUCUUAA
Molecule: messenger RNA, 1770 nt
Organism: Penicillium roqueforti
Lineage: Eukaryota; Fungi; Ascomycota; Eurotiomycetes; Eurotiales; Aspergillaceae
Product: beta-N-acetylhexosaminidase
Exons: 1
Coding region: 1-1770 (589 amino acids)
Biological process (GO): carbohydrate metabolic process; glycosaminoglycan metabolic process
Cellular component (GO): membrane
Molecular function (GO): beta-N-acetylhexosaminidase activity
Source: RefSeq, a predicted model, not a curated record